Messenger RNA from Pseudocercospora fijiensis CIRAD86, 1554 nucleotides. RefSeq lists its product as uncharacterized. Bases 1 to 1554 code for a protein of 517 amino acids. The record is from RefSeq and is a predicted model, not a curated record. NCBI's taxonomy places the organism in Eukaryota, Fungi, Ascomycota, Dothideomycetes, Mycosphaerellales, Mycosphaerellaceae. The transcript has 2 exons.
AUGGAUCAAGUCUACUCUUCUGCAAAAGAGGUCCUGAUCUGGCUCGGUGACGACAAAGGUCUUGCAACAAGAGUUUCCUCCUUACUGGACACAGUCGUGGCCGCUUGUGCCGAAGCGACCGAUAACUUCGUUCGCUAUUGGGAUGUCACCUUUCCGAUAACGGCAAAUGGUCGGAGAAGAAACGUACAACGCGAUUUCUGGACGCUUGGAACCAGAUCGAAACAUGUCAUUGAUGACUGGACGGCCGAGACUUGGCAGAUUCUGACGAAGUUUUUCUCCUCUGCCUGGUUUUCUAGACUUUGGAUCGCACAAGAAGUCGUAAUGGCCAAGAAUGCUCAGUGCUUUUGGGGUGAUUCUCGAAUUUCUUGGGCAAAGAUUGCCCUCGCUGCAGCAUGGAUUAGUUUCGGCAAGAUUCCUGCCCGGGCUCUGCUUGAUGAUCAGCUAAAGUUCAUCUUCAUACUGUAUACCAACGCCGCCCGGCAUGCACAAGAACUCUUCAUGAUAGGUCGUGGCUGCAAACUGGUGCCCGAGAUGCCACAUCUUCCAGCGUCAAGCCUCUAUGGGCUAUUACUACAAACCAAUAGCUUUCAAUGUAGCGAGCCGAAGGAUCGAGUGUACGCUCUCCUUGGACUGCUUUCGAAACAAGCCAGAGGAGCUGCACCGGCGCAUGCGGUGAUUGAGCCAAACUACGAAUCAGAUGCCUCUACCGUCUUUACUGAGGCUACGAAAGAAUCCAUCUUCGCGGCCAUCAAGGGCGGUCCUUUGACAAUGCUCAAGAAGGCUGGCCUCAAUUCAAGUCCCAAACAUGUUAGCGACAACUGGCCGUCCUGGGUACCAAAAUUUGGGGAUGCAACACAUGGCGUUGAAGGGACGGUGAUUCCAAUCGUCGACCCAUACGACACCGUCACAUUUGGUCGUUCGCUCGAGAUAGACGACAUGCCUCGAUUCACCAAAGUGCUCAAAGUCAAGGGCUACAGCCUGGACAUUAUCUCUACGACUGCCGAACCUUUGAGACUACCCUACUCCCUCGAAGGCGACACCGAGGAUGGGACUGAGACGGAAUUCCUAGCUUUCGCUCAUGGCGUUCUGAAAAUUGUAUCUCUUGCACGCGCUCAAAUUCAAGCAGACGACCACGCUAUCGCUUUGACAUUGUGCUGCGGUCGCACAGCUAAUGAUGAACACGCCGACCAACACCCAGAAUUGCUGUCCCUAUUCCUGCCAUUAUUAGAAGCAUACACGAAAUUCGAAGAAACAAAAGUCAUACCUCAAAACGUCCUCCCUUUCGCGCUUGCAAUACAAGGACAUGCUAUCAAUAGGCCAUUCUUCAUUACUGCGAACGGACGCGUGGGAUUUGGACCUGCUGGUACGGAAGCCGGAGAUCGAGUUUGUUUCUUGUUCGGACAUUCUUGGCCUUUUAUUCUGAGGGAAGUAGGUGGUCAUUGGGUGUUGAUGGGCGAUGUUUACGUUCAUGAUCUUAUGGAUGGUACGGAGCUUCAGAGAUUGCAUAAGGAUGGAACUCUGGACGCUGGAGCGCAGGAUUUCGAAAUUCACUAA